Molecule: messenger RNA, 4321 nt
Organism: Leopardus geoffroyi (Geoffroy's cat)
Lineage: Eukaryota; Metazoa; Chordata; Mammalia; Carnivora; Felidae
Gene: GLS
Product: glutaminase
Exons: 15
Coding region: 1-1689 (562 amino acids)
Biological process (GO): L-glutamine catabolic process
Molecular function (GO): protein binding; glutaminase activity
Source: RefSeq, a predicted model, not a curated record
AUGAUGCGACUGCGAGGCUCGGCGAUGCUGCGGGACCUGCUCCUGCGGCCUCCCGCCGCUUCCUGCGCAGCUCUGAGGCGGGCACAGCCCCUCGUCACACUGUGCCGGCGUCCCCGAGGCGGGGGACAGGGGGCCGCUGGCCCAGCGGCCGCCGCGCGGCUUUACCCGUGGUGGGGCGGGGGCGGCCGGCCGGCGGGGCCCCUCGCGCGGGGACUGUCUAGCUCCCCUUCGGAGAUCCUGCAGGAGCUGGGCAAGGGGGGCACGCAGCAGCAGCAGCAGCAGUCUGGGGCGUCGCCGCCCGCGGCCCCAUCGGCUCCCAGCCCCAAGGACGGCCCCGGGGAGACGGAUGCGUUCAGCAACAGUGAGGGCAAGGAGCUGGUGGCCUCGGGCGAAAAUAAAAUAAAACAGGGUCUGUUACCUAGCUUGGAAGAUUUGCUGUUCUAUACAAUUGCAGAAGGACAAGAGAAAAUACCUGUUCAUAAAUUUAUUACAGCACUCAAAUCUACAGGAUUGCGAACGUCUGAUCCCAGGUUGAAAGAGUGUAUGGAUAUGUUAAGAUUAACUCUUCAAACAACAUCAGAUGGUGUCAUGCUAGACAAAGAUCUUUUUAAAAAAUGUGUUCAAAGCAACAUUGUUUUGUUGACACAAGCCUUUAGAAGAAAGUUUGUCAUUCCUGACUUUAUGUCUUUUACCUCUCACAUUGAUGAGUUAUUUGAAAGUGCUAAAAAGCAGUCUGGAGGAAAGGUUGCGGAUUAUAUUCCUCAGCUAGCCAAGUUCAGUCCUGAUUUGUGGGGUGUAUCUGUGUGUACAGUAGAUGGACAGAGGCAUUCUAUUGGAGAUACCAAAGUUCCAUUUUGUCUUCAGUCCUGUGUAAAACCUUUGAAAUAUGCAAUUGCUGUUAAUGACCUUGGAACAGAAUAUGUGCAUCGAUAUGUUGGGAAAGAGCCAAGUGGAUUAAGAUUCAACAAACUGUUUUUAAAUGAAGAUGAUAAGCCACACAAUCCUAUGGUAAAUGCUGGAGCAAUUGUUGUGACUUCAUUAAUAAAGCAAGGAGUGAAUAAUGCUGAAAAAUUUGACUAUGUGAUGCAGUUUUUGAAUAAGAUGGCUGGCAAUGAAUACGUUGGAUUCAGUAAUGCAACGUUUCAGUCUGAAAGAGAAAGUGGAGAUCGAAAUUUUGCAAUAGGAUAUUACCUAAAAGAAAAAAAGUGUUUUCCAGAAGGCACAGACAUGGUUGGUAUAUUAGACUUCUAUUUCCAGCUAUGCUCCAUUGAAGUAACUUGUGAAUCAGCCAGUGUGAUGGCUGCAACACUGGCUAAUGGUGGUUUCUGUCCAAUUACUGGUGAGAGAGUACUGAGCCCUGAAGCAGUUCGAAAUACACUGAGUUUGAUGCAUUCCUGUGGCAUGUAUGAUUUCUCCGGGCAGUUUGCUUUCCAUGUUGGUCUUCCUGCAAAAUCUGGAGUUGCUGGGGGCAUUCUUUUAGUUGUCCCUAAUGUCAUGGGCAUGAUGUGCUGGUCUCCUCCUCUGGACAAGAUGGGCAACAGUGUUAAGGGAAUUCACUUCUGUCAUGAUCUUGUUUCUCUCUGUAAUUUCCAUAACUAUGAUAAUUUGAGACACUUUGCAAAAAAACUUGAUCCUCGAAGAGAAGGUGGUGAUCAAAGGCUUGGACCUUUCUUCACUCAAGUGCACUAAUAAAUUAUGUAUGUUGCUUGAACAACUAGCAUUCCUUUGGACCAUUGGACUAUGAAAGUCUCCAACAAGAACUUGCUUUAAAAGAGACAGUAUGGAAAAAAGUGUCACCUGAGUCAAAUGAGGACAUCUCUACAACUGUAGUAUAUAGAAUGGAAAGUCUGGGAGAGAAAAGCUAAAGAAAUGGGUUCUAGUUUCAGAAUGUUCUUCAUUUACUCUUUCAACCAUCUUUAGCUUUUUUGCAUACUAUAAAUAUUUAUUUGAGUUUUUUGUGUUUUCAACCUUGGGUGCUGGAGCCAUAAAGCUUUUUUUCCUUUUAAUCUUUGUAUAAAGAUAAUAGAUUAAAAAGUGGAUUUGUUGGUCUUUAAAAAAGUAUUUAUACAUAAGUAAAGCAAAUUUGCUUUAUUUUUAAAGACGCAAAAAGGAAAAAAUUCCUUUAAAUUUUUUCAUGGUGUAAUUAAAAUUUUAACUUAAUCUCCAUUUUAAAAUGGUAACAGAAAUGUCAUUUUUGGUUCUAAAACCCACACAUUGAACUCAUAAGUUUCAUUGCAUUUUGUUUUUUCUUUCCCAGUUUUAAAACUGACAUGAUGUCUGUAGGGGCAAUAGAAAGUCAUCUCUAUGCUAAAUACAAUGAAAAGGCAAAAUUAAUGAAUCCCAAAUUACUUAAUACAGUGAUAGAUUAUAAAAUUAGCUUAAGUUUAUAUUUUAUGCCAUUUUUAGUGAUAAAUUUGCUUUAAAUUUUAAAAAUUCAUUUUAAAUUUUAUCAAACACUUUAAAAUAUAAAUCAUGUCUUUGCUUUUUUACUUUGCAACUUCUCUGUGUUCUGUCAAAAUUGUCAUGUACAGGAGUGUCUUAUGUUACUAAAACAUUCCAGCCAAAGAAUUUCAGAAGUAGGAUAAUGACAUGUUUCACUGUUAAAAAGCUAUAAUGGUUACUCAGAAGGAGCAACAGUGAGUGUCUUCAAGUGAAAUGUUUACCUGAACAAUUUUAUUUUCGUAUUAUUCACGUUACUUUUUCUAUGUUAUAUUUAAGUGUGAAUGGUGAAUCUUGGGUUUUAGUUUUUAAUAUUUUUAUUAUCGUAAUAAUUCCACAAAUGCUAAUGAAUCUUUUAUGAUAAAUUAUAAUAACAUCUCAUAGAGUUUGUUUUACUUGAACUCUAAUUUUAGAGUACUUAGGAAAUGAAUUCAGUCUGAUAGUAGUAAGUAUGCUACUAAAAUGUGUUAGAUCUGAAUCCUUUUGUUUGGUUAUAAAAAUGCAAUAUUGAGAAUCAAAACUUGUUUUUAAAAGAAGGACUAUUUUGGAUAAUUUACAAUGUUUAAAGUCUGUCUUGGCAAAGUGAUUGUAAAAUUCUGUAGGACCUAUUCACACUUCUUCCUUCUUCCAAAUAACUCUUCAGUUUUCCCCACAAUUCCUCAUAGCCACAAGGUGUUUUUUGUUUUGUUUUAUUCAUUUUUAAACUUGUAGAUUUUGGAGGGGCAGAGGUGGGGUCUGGGGUCUAGAAGGAGACUUGGUAGUUUUUUAGUGUCAUGGCAUAUGUGGUAGGUCACAUCUAUAAAAGUAAAUCUAGUAAAAAAGAUUUCACUGAGUAAUUUCGAUACUAGCGCAAAUAUAGAUACAGAAAACCUGAUCAAAUGAUGUCUCAAGCUUGGGAACUGUGAUAUUAGAAAAAGAAGUUCCCUUCCAAAGGUGUUGGUCAAAAGCUUUUUGGGCUAACUUAUAUAUUUAAAUAAUUAUGUGUUAAGUUUUGGAGGACUUACCAAGGAGUUUAUUGUUACUUAAAUAUUUCUCUAAUGUACAAAUGCAAAUGUAAGUGGAUACUUCUACUUUGGCCAUUUACAGAGGCGGAUGGUAGGGGGGAGUGGUUUUUUUGAAAGCCUCACCUCUGCAACAACUUUAAACAGUAUCAUUUGUAUUAUUAGUUCCACCAAAGCCAUUUGCAGUUUGGGGAACUGAAUGUCUUAAUUGAUAGAUUGGAAAAAAGGCUUUAUUUUUUUCCCUGUGCUCUAAAUUGUUAUGUUUUACUAUUUCAUUUGGAGAUGGUUUUACUUUAUAAAAUGAAAAUUCAAUUUUUCCUAUUGUGUCCUAUGUAUAGAUUUCAAAAUUAUGUUGUUAAUUUGUAGCUGACUGUAUUGUAGCUAAUCUUAUUAAGGAUGAGCAUCCAGAAAUUUUUGUAGGAAGGUAUAUAAAUGGAAGAAGAGGGAAGAUACUGUGAAUAGGCCCCUAAACUUUAAUUUAAAAAAAAAAAAAAAGGAAAAUCUUUGCCAGAUUUAAGAACAUUCUUUAAAUUGAUUCCUUCAGUAUUUUUAAUACCUUUUCAAAUAAAGUUCUUGAAAAGUACCCAGUAUUGUGGAUUUAAUGUUUCAUGCCAUUACUGAUUCUUGAUAUUCAAGCAUUUAGAAGUUAGCACGUUUGUUUUUCUUUUUUUUUUUUCAUUAUUAACAUUUCGUUUGAAAUGCAUAUCCUUCCUGAAAUACUUUAUUUUUAGCAUAAAUGUUGUGCAUUUUAUCUUAGUGUUUGGAUUAAAACAUUUGUGUUAUUUAGCUUUCUUUUAUUUGCUUUGUAUAUUUAAUAAUGUACCUUUUAUUUUCCAGUAUGCCUACUUUUUGUAUUGUACAAUAAAUUUAUUUUAAGCUGA